Messenger RNA from Phragmites australis (common reed), 1058 nucleotides. RefSeq names its product soluble inorganic pyrophosphatase-like. Lineage: Eukaryota; Viridiplantae; Streptophyta; Magnoliopsida; Poales; Poaceae. The record is from RefSeq and is a predicted model, not a curated record. The transcript has 7 exons. Gene Ontology annotation, molecular function: magnesium ion binding; inorganic diphosphate phosphatase activity. Gene Ontology annotation, biological process: phosphate-containing compound metabolic process. Gene Ontology annotation, cellular component: cytoplasm. Bases 134 to 739 code for a protein of 201 amino acids.
CGUUGCGGUUGCCCAGCCCGUGCCGGUGCCGAGCACGACGUGAAAACGAGCGACGUAGACCAAAGCCCGCGAGACCGAGCUUAUCCAUCCGUGCCGCGGGAGAUCUCGUUUUCCUUCCGGCCGUAGAGCGAAAAUGAGCCAGGAGAACGGAGCCAACGGGCACGCCGCCGAGGAGAUGGAGGUGGAGCCAAAGCGCCGCGCGCCGCGGCUCAACGAGAGGAUCCUCUCGUCCCUGUCGCGGAGGUCCGUCGCCGCGCACCCCUGGCACGACCUCGAGAUCGGUCCUGAAGCUCCGGCCGUGUUCAACGUUGUCGUGGAGAUCACCAAGGGGAGCAAGGUGAAGUACGAGCUCGACAAGAAGACGGGGCUCAUCAAGGUCGAUCGGAUCCUGUACUCAUCCGUGGUGUACCCACACAACUACGGCUUCAUUCCCCGGACGCUCUGCGAAGACAACGACCCCAUGGAUGUCCUCGUCCUCAUGCAGGAGCCAGUUCUUCCCGGCUCCUUCCUCAGGGCCAGGGCCAUCGGCCUCAUGCCCAUGAUAGAUCAGGGAGAGAAGGACGACAAGAUCAUAGCCGUGUGCGCCGACGAUCCCGAGUACCGCCACUUCAACAAUCUCAGCGAGCUUUCUCCUCACCGCCUUCAGGAGAUCAGACGCUUCUUCGAAGACUGUAAACAAGAAGAACGAGAACAAGGAGGUGGCCGUCAACGACUUCUUGCCCGCCACCGAAGCUCGUGAUGCCAUCCAGUACUCCAUGGAUCUGUACGCGCAGUACAUUCUGCAGAGCUUGCGGCGGUAGAGCGUGCCCCAUUGUUCUCUCUACCCGCUCUUCUGCGGGCUAAUGCAAAGCACAUGUCAUCGGAACAUUUGGGACCUGAUGAACAGCCAAGUCACAUGAGUUGUCAUUCAUGUUGACCAUCUUUUCCCAGCGAUAUUUUAGAGUGUAUCUCUGUAUUAAUCGUUUGGAAAUUUGUCGUUGUUUCAUAUACGUACUCUUCUACAGUUCUUACAGAACGAACAAAUAAAAUAAGAAUCUACUAUUUUGUUGCUUGGUCGA